UUUUAUUAUUGUUACUUACAUAAAAUAAAAUAUUUAAAUAAGGAUAAUUAUUUUGAAAAUUCCAGAGUGUUUUUCCAUCCAGAGGUCAAAGUUGUUUGUUUUAUGACUCGUUAAAGUCCAGCUCAGGUUAGUUUCGGUUUCAUCGCUUCCUGCCGGAAUCUGUGGAGUUUGGGAGGAGAACAGAAGUACGUUUGUGAGAUUCAGACCGAAAAUCAGUCCGUUUGUUUGGAUUUGAUCUGAUUAUUAUCGAAUCAUUUCUUCAAUCGGAUGCAGUGUUUUUUUUAACCGCAAAUUAAAAGACGUUUAUGAUCAGAAAAGUGAAGAUUGUGUUCAGCAAAGCGAGGAAAUCUGAUCUUUACCGCUUUAUUCUUCAGUUUUAACCGGCAUUAACUUUAAAUCUUUGGACGUUUGGAGCCGAAGUUUACCUGAAAAAGUUACUUUCACUUUCGAUGAAACGUGUUUCAGGUGAACGAGGCUCAGAUCUGAACUCUGAAACCUGAACUCUGUAAACUAGAAUCUGUUUUUAUCCGCAGCUCUGGUGUGAAGCUUCAGGAUCAGGGACGAAUGCUGGAGGUUCUGAAAGUUCCAGAUAUUCUACCAGCUGGCUGGUUGGAGAGAAACAACACGUUUAAUUCCUCAGAAGAACUGAGAAGGUUCUCGAGGUUCUGGUCCUCAGAUCCACCAGGACUGGCCUUGUUCUGUUGCUGCUCAAGUUUUACAGAAGACAUCAGAUGUUCUUCAGGGGAACAACCAUCGGUAUCGUUUAACAGUGAAAACUCCAGAGAUGGAUGUUCCAGUUCCAGUGGAGGCAACAAUUCAUCUGAAUCAAUUUCAAGACAAGACAGAAGUCCUACAAAUUCUCCAAUCACACGGCUUUCAGCUGUCAGAUCUGGGUGAAGGUCAGGUGCACAUUCAAGGUUAUUUUUCCAACCUGAAAGCAGUGAAGGUCCGUUUGGAGCGGCUGAUCGAGACACAAACCAACACGACGCUGCGUUCGCCUUCCCCUUCCUCUGGAGCCAUUUCCAAAUACUACAAUAAGGACAACAGAGGCAGAUCCCGAUCCAGAGACAAGCCUCCAUCUUCACCAUUCUCCUCCUCAGCAGGAGCUUCUAAACUCAACCCUCCAACCUCUCAGGACUCCACCACAGCUUCUUCUUCUCCAGACCAACAAGCUUCCAUCAGGACCAGACAUGAGACCGUCGUGGUCGAUGCAGACGUGUUCAGGUACGCCGAGCAGAUCAGGAGAAGAGACAUCGACUCCAUCAAGGACAGCUACCAAGUCAGAAUGCAGGUGCAGGAGAACAGCAGCAGCUACACCAUCACUUUACAGGGGAGGAAGUCCAAUUCAGCUGCUGGUGAACUUCAGAAGCUCCUGGAUGAUCUCAGCAGAUCACUGCGUACUCAAGAGGUUCCUCUCAGGGACAUGGAUCAGGACGGCAUAGCUCUUUUAAAGGAAAUUCAGAGAAACAAACACAUUUUCGGCUUGGUGGUGGUGCUUGAGAUGGAAGAUAGACUUCACCUCAUUGGACCGUCUGUCGAGAGCUACAACUUGAAGCAAAGGCUGCUGGGAAGGCAGAUAAAGUCGUCAGAACGUCCAGGAAGACCCUUCGAUAGGAACCUCAGGAACAGGAGCAGCUCUCUGCCUCCGAACAGCAGAAAAAACACAGAAAGAGAAAGUCGGUCCAACCCUCCUCCUCGUGGAGCUGCAGGUUUCUCCUCAUCCAUGAACCAGGAGGACAAACCAGAAGCUGCUGACGUUCAUCAUCAAAAUGCAGCCUCAAGAGGAAGAACUAACUCUGAGACUCGAGGAAGAAAAGAACCAGAAAGAGCAAACUACUUCGAACCACAAAGAGAAAGUGGUUUUAACCCUCCUCAUGGUGGAGCUGCAAAUUUCUCCUCACCCAGGAACCAGGAGGACAAACCAGAAGCUGCUGCAUUAAAUACUCGAAGCAGAACCUCGAGGACAAGAAGCCAAUCCAAGCCUCAUAGACCGAAAGAUCCAGACAGAGAAACUGAUUUUAACCCUCAUCCUGGAGGAGCUGCAGGUUUCUCCUCAUCCAAGAACCAGCAGGACAAACCAGAAGCUGCUGAUGUUCCUCAGAAAGGUGGAGCUUCGAGGACUAGAAGUCAGUCUGAGCCUCGUAGACCGAAGGAGCCAGAAAGAUCAAAUGACAUUGUACGAAAUAAACUGCUGCCGUCUAAAUCACUCAGAAGCAUCUUCCAGCGGCUGUUUAUUUGGAAAUUCUUAAAGCCCAAGUCUAAAAAAAACAAUGAACGAUGAAUGCUGCUUCAGCUCAUCGUCUGGAUGGAAAACUGAUCUUCUCCAAGUCUCAGUUCUCUUCAGGUGCGUCAGGUUCUCCUUCAGGAUUUCUCUGUUUACCUUCUACCUUUACCAGCCUUCAGGACCUGCUGCUAAAGAACAUCAUGAUGCUGCCACCACCGUGCUUCACAUCAUGAUGCUGUGACCACCGUGCUUCACAUGAUGAUGCUGCGAUCACCGUGCUUCACGUUAUGAUGCUGCCACCACCGUGCUUCACGUUAUGAUGCUGCCACCACCAUGCUUCACGUUAUGAUGCUGCCACCACCGUGCUUCACGUUAUGAUGCUGCUACCACCGUGCUUCACGUUAUGAUGCUGCUACCACCGUGCUUCACAUCAUGAUGUUGUGACCACCGUGCUUCACGUUAUGAUGCUGCCACCACCGUGCUUCACAUCAUGAUGCUGCCACCACCGUGCUUCACAUCAUGAUGCUGCCACCACCGUGCUUCACGUUAUGAUGCUGCCACCUCCGUGCUUCAUGUUAUGAUGCUGCCACCACCGUGCUUCAUGUUAUGAUGCUGCUGCCACCAUGCUUCAUGUUAUGAUGCUUCUACCAACGUGCUUCAUGUUAUGAUGCUGCCACCACCAUGCUUUACAUCAUGAUGCUGCCACCACCAUGCUUCAUGUUAUGAUGCUGCCACCACCAUGCUUCAUGUUAUGAUGCUUCCACCACCGUGCUUCAUGUUAUGAUGCUACCACCACCAUGCUUCAUGUUAUGAUGCUGCCACCACCGUGCUUCAUGUUAUGAUGCUGCCACCACCGUGCUUUACGUCAUGAUGCUACCACCACCGUGCUUCAUGUUAUGAUGCUGCCACCACCGUGCUUCACAUCAUGAUACUUCAGAGUCUCCACAUGUCUUCUGUUGAACUCUAGUCCAGAUUUAUUUGGAGCUUUUUCCAACAUUUUUUUUCUCUUUGUCUCCAUUAAGCUUUGACUGGUGAAGAACAGACAACAGUUGUUGGAUGAACAGUCUCUAACAUCUCCGCUGCUGAAGCUGGAACUCCUUCAGAGGAGUCAUAGGAGUCUUGGUGGCCUCCCUCACUAGUCUCUUUCUUGUAACUCCUUUAGAGGAGUGAAAUGAGCUCUGAACCUCCAACACCAACUUCUACACUCAGAUGUUUGUCCUUCUGGAUCAAGCUAAAUGAAACUGUAGAACUGUAGAACCAGCGCUGGAUGCUCAGUCCGACACUAAAACCAGCGUUUGGGCUUUGAAGGAAUAAAGUCUGACAUUUUAGGGAACACACUUUUAAUAAAUAAAAGUAAGUUUUGGUCUGGCCGGUGUCUACUGAUCCAUCAUUUGUUUGUAAUAAAAAAAGACACACACAGACACAUUUCUGUUCUUUGUAUUUUUUUUAUUGAAAGCAAAAUGUAGUUGUAGAUGAUUUUUUUUGUUUCAAAAUGAGAAAACCAAACUCCAAAAAACUCCAAAUGAGUUCUUAUUCUUAAAUUUUUUUUAUUCCAGUUAAUUUUGUUUUUUUGUGCUUGGAACAGUGACUCUCAUAUAGACUAAUUUUGUCCUGUUUGUUUACAUAAAAUCAAAAUGUAAAACCUGCAGAUUUUGUUAUAUUCACCUAUUUGUGUGGUGAUUUUGCAUCUAUUUGUGGAAAUUUGGUCUCUCACUGUGGUAUCUUUACGUCACAUCGUUUUUGUUCUGAUUUUGGGUCUUUUUGUGCUUUUUUAGUAUUUCUUUGUGGUAAUUUUGGCACUUUUCUGGUGAUUUGGUCAGACCUCAGAUGUUUCUCCUCCUAAAUGUCCUGGUUCUAUCUGCUGGACUGAUGAAGCUCUGAGGCUCUAAAAUGAUGAAAAAAGUCCAUUAAAAAGUGAUAAAUCUGGACCCUCCUCUAUGGACUUCUAGGACCUGGAACUCUGGAAAUAUUCCCAGUAUGAAGGUAGAACUUUUCACUAAAGACACUAAAGCUGUUGUGAAUUGAUGCACUACCACUAAUAUAGUUUAUCACAUCAUUAAGAGGGUUCUGUUGUCAGUUUUUAAUGUUUUAUUUUAAAACUGUUAUUGUUGGACUGUAAAUCAGACGGUCUAAUUGUUGCUGCGAUGGAAUAUUCUGACUUUGAAUCUUCUGCUGUCAAAUUUUUUACUUCAAGCAAACAAUCAUAACCUGAACAUAAUAAUACCUCAUUGUUAUUAUUGGUUACAGAUAUUUAUUCUACGUCUGUCCAUGAUAAAAUAUAAAUUUUGUAAAUUGUAAAGCAGAGGAAUAA
Molecule: messenger RNA, 4535 nt
Organism: Acanthochromis polyacanthus (spiny chromis)
Lineage: Eukaryota; Metazoa; Chordata; Actinopteri; Pomacentridae
Exons: 3
Coding region: 785-2281 (498 amino acids)
Source: RefSeq, a predicted model, not a curated record